AUGGCAGCAACCGCCAUUAUUAACGUCAGAGUCUUUGACGGAGACAAAAUCUGCGACCCCUCCACCGUGAUUAUUGAAGGCGAAGCAAUUGGUAGCUCGGAUGUGAUUCCUACAAAGACUAUCGAUGCCCGCGGAGCUAUUCUGCUCCCGGGGCUGAUUGAUUGUCAUGUCCAUUUGACAGGGCCAGAUGAUCUCACAAGAAUGACUGAGUUUGGCAUUACUACUGCUCUCGACAUGGGGACUUGGCCAAUUCAGCUCCUCGAAUCACUUCGCAACCAAAAAGGCGUGACUGAUAUCCGUGCCUGUGGUAUCCCUGCGACAGCCCCCGGAAGUGUUCAUAGUCACAUUCCCAGUCUACCCCGUGAAGCUUUGGUUGCCAAUGCCAUUGAUGCGGAAAGAUUCGUGGCUGAUCGGAUCGCGGAAGCGGCAGAUUACAUCAAAAUUGUCGCCGAUGUACCAGGGCCAGACCAAGAAACCCUCAACGCUCUCACAAAGGAAGCCCAUCGGAAUGAGAAACUUGUUAUUGCUCAUGCUGUAACUCUAAUUGCUACGCACAUGGCUCAAUUAGCUGGUGCAGAUAUCAUUACGCAUACUGCAGUGGAUGGUACCUUGAGCGACCAAGAUAUCCAAGAUAUGGUUGAGAAUAAGCGCAUUAGUAUCCCGACGUUGACCAUGAUGAAAGGAGUGGCGCGAUCCAAAAACCAGAAAUUUGAAACUGCAUGCAAAAAUGUGGCUGCGCUUCACUUAGCGGGUGUCAGUGUUUUCGCCGGCACUGAUGCUAACAAGGCGGCUGGCGUACCAUCGCAGGUUGAUCAUGGCGUCAGUCUUCACGAAGAGCUGGAGCUUCUCGUCAGCUGCGGGAUGUCAACAACGGAGGUUCUUCGCGCUGCAACGAGUCUACCAGCAAGAUAUUUUGGAUUACACGACCGCGGAGUUAUAAAGCCUGGCUAUCGAGCCGAUUUGGUUUUGGUGAGAGAGAAUCCGAUUGAUGAUAUCAAGGCAACACGUUUAAUUGAAAGGACCUGGGUCGCCGGGCAGGAGUUCGUGCGUUCAGAAGCUUGA
Molecule: messenger RNA, 1062 nt
Organism: Penicillium nucicola
Lineage: Eukaryota; Fungi; Ascomycota; Eurotiomycetes; Eurotiales; Aspergillaceae
Product: amidohydrolase family protein
Exons: 1
Coding region: 1-1062 (353 amino acids)
Molecular function (GO): hydrolase activity, acting on carbon-nitrogen (but not peptide) bonds
Source: RefSeq, a predicted model, not a curated record